Messenger RNA from Caenorhabditis angaria, 813 nucleotides. Lineage: Eukaryota; Metazoa; Nematoda; Chromadorea; Rhabditida; Rhabditidae. The record is from the annotation of a GenBank genome assembly.
AUGGACAUAUGUUUGAAUAUAUUGGUUAAGCCAUUGGUUAUAUUCCCUGAAUUUUGUAUUUAUACAUUGGGUAUACUUGAUAAUUUAUUUCAAGAACUUCAAAUAUUUCUUUAUAUAUUUUCUGUUGGGGAAACUGGAGUAUCUUGUAUUUGUAUAAUGGAAAAUCGUUAUCAUCAUAUUAAAAAUAUUCGCAUGCGCCCAGUGAUUGCACAACUUCUAAUUUAUUUUGGAAACUUAUCAGUGGCAAUUGUUUUGAUUUAUUCUCUUCAUAUUGACAUUCCUGAGCAGCAGAGUGCUCUUGUUAAAGUCUUCAAGAAUCUUCCAAAUCUACCUAUUAUAUUUUAUGAGUUAAAACCACCAUUUGUUUUAUCACUCAAUCAAAUUUCCGCACUUUUGAAAUUCACUUUUGUUGGAAUCACCCUGAUUGGACAGUUCUUUAUAUUAUUUGCUGGCACAUUCUAUGAAUUAUAUAUGAUUACAAAUUUUUCAAUGAGCCACGCAACAAGAAAGUUGCAAAAAGCAUUGUUCAUAGAUGUAUCAAUACAAAGUCUUGUUCCAAUUCUUUGCAUGAUUUUUCCAUUUUUCUAUUUUGUUAUGGCAGGAAUUAAUAAUUAUUUCAACCAAGGAAGAACUAAUAUUGUUCUGUUGCUAAUCAAUUUACACGGAAUUAUAAGUGUUAUAACAAUGUUAUUAAUUCACAAACCAUUUCGACAAUUCAUAUUCUGUCAAAAUUCUAAAAUGUCGGAAAAACGUCGAAAAAGUGAAGCUGGAAUUGUAUCAUUAGCUUGGAUGGACAGAAGAAGUACUAUCUAA